GGAACUUCGUCGCAGACCUCAAGUUUGGCGAGGAAAAUGACAGCAUAGAGCGUGUUUGGGUAGGGACACAGGACGACUUGGUAUUGUUUAAAAGAAAAGUUGUGUGAUAGAUACACACGUUGGUUUUCGUGCCAAGUGAGAGAAUUUGUGCGCAGGCCUAUAAAUUUUUAGUCUAGUGGGACAUUGAUGUUGCUGACUUGUUAGGAACACGCUCCUUGCCAUAAGUUCCUGGGUGAGACAGUCCUCACAUACAUGGAGUUCCAGUUGGACAGUGGAGAGUAUUGCCAGGCUCAGCACAAAUAAACUGUCAGCGUCCUAGUUAAAUCGCUCCUCAGGUAGACAGGCAGUCUCCAGACCUCUCUCCGUUCUGCCCCAUUCCACAAGGUCCAGAAGAAAUUGGCUAUUGAGAAACCGCACCGGGCAGUGCUAUCUGGUGAGCCCCACAGGAAGAAAACUCACCUUUGUUCAGAAUCUUUUGAAUGGGCUGAAAAUUGACAUCCACGAUAGCUCUGUCGUCAGAGUUUGGGCAAGGUGUUUCCAAGGUCGGAUUGGAUAAUAGGUUAACAUCGGGGUUUAGGGAGUUGAACAGAAGAGACGAAGAGUGUCGAGGUAAGGGAUUCCCGGAGGAGGAAAACAGAGUGUGGCUUAUUUUCCGGGCCCAUCAGGUCGCCAAAUUCGGUGCGAGUUUUGUCGUCAUAUCGUGAAAUAGUGCGCGAAUUUUUUUUAAUACAUAAAUAUACGUAAAUAUAAAUUGGUGUUGUGUGACUCCAGUUCCCAAUUCCUGGCCUCUGGAUGUAAAAAUUUUUUUAAAGAAUUUUCGGUAAACAUUUUAAAAUCAGUUUCGCCCGUUGGUCAGUCUUGAGUUGAGCUGUUCAAGCAAGACCCUUUACCAGCCAAUUUUAUAAAUUAUACCAGUAUCUUUUUCUUCUUCUAAAGAACACAUUUUUGUUGCAUGUAGUGCUGUGCUAAAGUGUGAGUGGAUUUAAAACGAAAAUAACUCUAAUUUUAGUUUUUCUCUCUUUUUUCUCUGCUAGUUUAUUUGGUCAACCAACGUUCUUGCGUAUCAAGAAAUAUAAAGACAAAAUAUGCUUUUUUAAGUUCUUCAGUCAAGCCAAACAUAAGUGAUAGAUCUGAAUUAUUUUCUCCUGCACAAGACAUCACUGGUAACUUGUAAGAGUGAUUAAUUUUUUUUGGCUUUUCUGACAAGGUGGAGUGAAUCGUCACUUGACAAGACUUGUUUUGUUUUCUCUCUCCCUUCUUUUUUUGACUUUGACAUUCAACAGUGUUUUAUCUUCCACGUGUGUAAAAAACACGCAAACCGUAUAUUAGCAGCAUUAAACAGUGAUCUUCCUUUUCCUUCUAUUUUGAAAAGGAGCUGGACUAUCUUUUUUCUCUGUCAUCGUUUCCGAGUCUUCUAGUGGAGCAGUAUUAUUGUCUUGAUUCAACACUGCUACAAGAAAAAUACAAGUGUUCAGUUGAAUACAAUUUUUUUUUAUAUUCAUCACUGUGAAAUGUCAGUGAGUACCGCCAACAUGCGUCUUAAAGAUAUCCGGCCAGCUCCUUGCGAGAUAGAAUACAAGAACAUGAAGUUCCUCAUCACAGAUCGGCCCACCGACCAGAACAUCCACACAUACAUCCAGGAACUGAAGAAACAUAAAGUCAGGGAUGUAGUCAGAGUGUGUGAACCAAGCUACAAAAUCGAGGAACUGAUGAACGAAGGCAUCAACGUCACUGACCUCGAGUUUGAUGAUGGAACUCCUCCUCCUGUUCAGAUAGUUGAGGAGUGGUUUGAGUUAUUGAAGAAAAGGUUCCGAGAAAACCCCGAUUCCUGUGUAGCUGUGCACUGUGUAGCUGGCCUAGGUCGGGCCCCAGUGAUGGUAGCACUUGCACUAAUUGAGCUGGGAAUGAAAUAUGAAGAUGCAGUGGACUUCAUUAGGCAGAAGAGACGUGGUGCCAUCAAUGCAAAACAGCUGGCUUACCUCGAGAAAUACCGUCCUAAGUCUCGCCUUAAACUGAAGAAUGGCCACAAGAAUGCUUGCUGCAUCCAGUAAGCAGUGAACUUCAUGACAAACCAGCAAAACCAAUAAAUAAAUCCCUUGUGCUGUAUCCAUCACAUUAGGUUUUCUUGUUCAUCAGGUGGAUGAAUGAUGUUGCUUUGUUUUGUUCAGGCCGUUGAAGAUUUUAAUUUUAAUUGGUUAUACUCGAUAGCUAUUGACUGAAUAGACAUCUCGUCUUUUCAGACAUACGUUUAGAAACUCCGUAUAAUAUGUAAGAACAGUAUGUUUUAUAAUCAGUUUCUAUUGGCUGCUGCUGCAUUUCUUGUUUUCAAAUUUGAAAUUACGUGGAACUGUAGAAAAUAUUUCUGCAGAGACAUGUAGUUUGUUUUGGAUUUAGGAAUGGUUUUAUGGAGAUUGAAUCAGGAGUGUUUUCAUAAUUUGACUGCAGUUAUUUUCAUACACUAUAAAAGUGAGUGUUUUAAAUUGGAUUUUAGUAACUGGUAUGCACUUUGGUGUAGGGUUAGAGAGAUAUAACAUAAGAGAGGAACUGAGAAGUAGGAAGUUUGUUUACGUGAUGCAGAGCUACUGUAAAUAUUUUCUUGAUCAAAGCACUGCCGAAAAAGUAUCAGGUUUUGUACAGUAAUGAAACACUGUGUUCACAAAAAGUAUAUAUAUGGAGUCCUAAAAUGGUAAAUUAGCAUAAAUUUCUGAGUAGUGCUGCAUAUGUAUAUUCAUUUUCCAACUUUAUUUGAAGCUCAAAGCAAAACAAAGAAGGUAAAAAGAGUAAAACUUGAUUUCAAAUAAUCAAAAUUAUAAUUUUCUAUUCAAUUUUAAAAUAAAUUAGGUAAAAGGGUCAUAAAACUGAUUAAGAAAACUUUUUUGCAGGGCAGUUUCGGCAGCUUUGAGCUGAGCAUGGAAAGGAUGAAUCAUGCAAGUUAUGUAUCUGUAAAAAAAAAAAAAAAAAUUAAUACAAUUAAGGGUAUUUAUGAUACACGAUGUAUGAAUGUUCAUUUUUAUUUGAAAUUAAACACUGCAUAAAUUGCUACAACUUUUGAAUUAGCUCUUUCUAUGAACUUGGUUUGUUUUUGUUGUGUUCAAAAUUUAUUAGUGGUUUCUAGAACAAUUUUUGUGUGUAUAUUGGAUCUGUGUAAAGCCUAACAUUAAAAAAAGGCUCCAUAAGUCUGAGAUGGCCAAAUGGUUUUUCAAAAAUGUUUAAAAUUAAUAUGAAAAGAAAGAGAAGUUUUAAUGAAAUUUUUAAAAGUUUGGAAAGAGUCGAUUAUAGGUAAUACCAGCAUGUAAUUUCUGUAUUUCACCCAGACUACAGCAGUAAUUGCCAAGGUUUGCUUAGAACAAAAAUUUAUGUUAGUAAUUGUUCCCAGUCAAGAAUGAUACUGUUUGUUGUUCCACACUUGAAUGUAACAGACUUUCAAAGAAUGUGAAGAUGGAAAUGUGCAGUAACUGAAUUUGUCUUCUGCUAAAAAAUGAAUAAAAAUAAAACUGGUUUUCCUGGA
This is a messenger RNA of Zootermopsis nevadensis, 3508 nucleotides long. RefSeq names its product protein-tyrosine phosphatase 4A family member PRL-1 (gene PRL-1). The record is from RefSeq and is a predicted model, not a curated record. Gene Ontology annotation, biological process: protein dephosphorylation. NCBI's taxonomy places the organism in Eukaryota, Metazoa, Arthropoda, Insecta, Blattodea, Termopsidae.